CUUUCAUCCUCGCAUCUCAUACCCACAUCGACGCAUCAUGGCUGCCAGUGUCCGUAUCUCCUCAGACAUGGCUCGACUGGCCACCAACGACCACAGCCCAGACAUCUUCACCAUCGUCUGCUGCAACGAGUGCUUCCAGCUUGCCCUCGACCUGGCCACCAUCAAGACCCUCCUGCGGGUGUGCAAACGAGCCCAUCCUCUCCUGAGCUCCAAGGUGGCUCGUUUACACAGCUGGUGCAGGAAGGCAGGCCUGUGUCGUCCUGACAGAUCACCCCGAAUCGUCCUCACCCCGAGCGACCAGAUCUCCCUCUCGCUUCACUGCAAGGAUCAGGCUGAAGCCGAUCGAUCCUGGCUCAUCGAUCAAGCAGACCAAGGAAACGCAUCGGCCUCAUAUCUCCUGGCCCGGGUUUUCCAAAGCGAUGUCGGCAACAGAGUUGCGGUCGACGCCGAGCGGGUCGCCAAACAGCAGCAAAUCUUCCACCUCCUCGAAGCAGCGGCCAAAGCCGAUCAUCCCAUGGCGCAGUUCUAUCUGGCCGAGUGUCACGUCUACGGCCGCGGUGUCGACCAAGACCACACCAAGGCCACCGGGCUCUAUCGCAAUCUUGCUGAGCGUGGAUUCGCACAGGCUCAGAUCGCCCUCGGUGAAUGCUAUGAGGCUGGCGAAGGUGUCGAACAAGAUUUCAGCACAGCCAUCGAAUGGUACAGUCGGGCCGCAGACCAAGGCUGCGAAGAUGGUCGACUCCAUAUCGUGUUCCUCCGUGGGUGGUUCUCAUUCAUCGGCCUUGGUGUCGAGCAGAGCGAUGAAGUUGCCUUCAAUCACUGGCAGGAAGUCAGCACCCAGUCCACCAACCCAGUCAUCAAGACCAUCGCCACCCACAUGGUCGGAUGGAUGCAUUACCUUGGCCGGGGUACCGAACGAGACGAGCAGAAGGGAAUCAAGAUCGUCCGCGAUAGCAAGUCCAAGGAAUUCCCGCUCGGAGAGGAUAGUGGUCUUGCCGGAUGGUACAUAAUCCCCUGCAGAUCACCCGCAUCGCACAAGUUUUAUCGGUUGUGCCAGCUGGGAUCGGAGCGAGACUGGCUCUGCAAGCAUCUGGCGGCCGUGUGUUUGAUCAACGGAUUCGGAACGGCAGCGAACGCAGAGAUGGCUGCGUGCAUCUUUGAGCAGCUUGCCAACGAAGGCCAUGGCGACAGCCAGUUCAGGCUGGGGAUGUGCUAUCGGUAUGGCUGGGGCGCACGGAAAAGUUACUCAAGGGCAAUUCGGUGGUUCCGCAAGGCAGCCGACCUGGGGAACUCGUAUGCACCGUGGAUGGCCGGCCAGUGCUAUCAUUACGGAUACGGAGUCACCACGAACUACGAAAAGGCAGCCAAGUGGUACCGCAGGUCCGCCAAGCGGGGCAACCGAUAUGGACAGUGGCAACUCGGCUACUGUUACAAGAAUGGAUUUGGCGUCAAGAGCGACAUCGACAAGGCAAAAUACUGGUACCGCAAGGCAGCCGACCAAGACUUUGAUAUCCCCGCCAUCUCACUCAGAGAGCUUGAAAAUGUACGCUAAUCUGCAGUCCAUGUGCUGCUAUCGAACAAACAAGCAAGUGAAGCGUUUCAUCCAUUGCAAGCGCCCGAAUGUCCACAUCCAAUGAACCUUCAGCGUGACACUCGCGAAGCGGCGAUAGCUGAAUGGAAUUGUGUUUGACGCUCAAUACAUUCAAUUCAGCCAAUAUAGAACACCGUGCUGCCCAU
Molecule: messenger RNA, 1737 nt
Organism: Polychytrium aggregatum
Lineage: Eukaryota; Fungi; Chytridiomycota; Chytridiomycetes; Polychytriales
Exons: 1
Coding region: 38-1552 (504 amino acids)
Molecular function (GO): protein binding
Source: RefSeq, a predicted model, not a curated record